This is a messenger RNA of Ixodes scapularis (black-legged tick), 3923 nucleotides long. Its product is annotated as solute carrier organic anion transporter family member 74D. Gene Ontology annotation, biological process: transmembrane transport; sodium-independent organic anion transport. The record is from RefSeq and is a predicted model, not a curated record. Gene Ontology annotation, cellular component: membrane. The transcript has 9 exons. Bases 393 to 2489 code for a protein of 698 amino acids. Gene Ontology annotation, molecular function: protein binding. NCBI's taxonomy places the organism in Eukaryota, Metazoa, Arthropoda, Arachnida, Ixodida, Ixodidae.
CGAGACAGACGGAGGUGGAAGGGAAGGUCUUUCGUCGGGUCAGUUCCCGUUGCUCGGUUCUUUUAACAAAAGGUGUGUGUCAUCGCACAAAAAGCACGCGUUGCAAUCGGCUCCACCGCGUAGAAAGCUUAGAGCAAGCCUCUCAGCUACAAGAGCAAAUGCUCCGACAGGAAAAUCGCGGGCAACAAUCUAUGACGUCGCGCCCCGUAUCAGAUAUAUCUUGCCCUCCAGCUCUUGGCGACGAGAAGACAGUAAGAGGCCAGACUACUCGGCCCGUCUUCGAUAACCUCGGUAUCGACAGAUAGCGUCCACACGCAUCGCACGACUUGUGGCUCAAGUCGCUUCAGGCGGAAUCAUUCAGGAGGCAGCCAUAGGAAACAACCCACGCGGCAAUGGCUGCCCAGAGGAAGACAAACGCCGCCACGCGCUACGAACAAGUUCCCGCGAGGGAACCGGAAAAAGAACCCGAAGAUGACAGGGAUUACCUCUGCGGCGUCGGGAACUACAGACCCUGCUGGAUGCAGAGGUUCGCAACGUCCAGGUACUUCGCGCUCGUAUUUGGAGUGUUGGGCAUCUUCCAGGGCGCCUAUCGAACUUACCUGGUGGGAACGCUGUCCACGGUCGAGAAGCGAUUCUCUAUGUCCGGCCACAUGUCCAGCUUCAUCAUGAUCGCGGACGACAUCAGCCCGGUCAUGGGCACCGUGGUGCUCAUGCUGUGCCUGCGACGGACCAGCAAGCCUAACUGGGUCGCCGGCGGGAUGUUGCUAUCCGUCGUGGGAGCGGUGUCCAGUGUUUUGCCUUACGCCGUCUACGGGAAAGGGACUCAUCUUUUGGGAAACACGGGUCAGCCCGGGAACGCGCUGAGAACUCAGUUCUGUGGAGACGGGAACGUGGAUGCCGUGAGCUGCGGGAACCGAAAGGAAGAUCUGGGUUCCCUGGGUCCACUCAUUUUUCUCUUCAUGGGCAACUUCUUUAACGGGCUCGGUGGAACGGCUUACUACGUCAUUGGCACAACCUACAUGGACGAUAACGUGAAGAAAAAAAACUCGGCUCUUUAUUUUGGAUCGCUGUACGCCUUUCGGCUGAUGGGACCCGUCGUUGGAUUUUUUCUCUCGUCACUUUGUUUAAGUUAUCCCGAAGAUCUAAACGAUAAGCCCGACAUGAGAGUGGAGGACCCACGCUGGAUCGGCGCCUGGUGGGUGGGCUACCUAGUCAUCGGCAUGGGUAUCUUGCUGAGCGUGCUGCCCAUGUUCUUUUUCCCCAAGAAGAUACGGCCCAAGGCAGCCGCCAACAAAGUCGACAUCGCCGGACAGGAAGAUAAGGGCUUCAAGGCUGACGUCAAAGAAACGUUGCAGGCGCUGAACCGGCUUUUCAGAAACCCUGUCUACGUUCUGAGAACCUUCGCAAGCAUCUCUGCGUACAUCGCCCUGGCGGGCUACUACAUCUCUUUUCCUAAGUACACGGAGCAUCAGUUCUCCCAGACUGCGUCGCGGGCUAGUCUCUUCGCAGGGCCAACAUACAUCGUGUCCAACGUGAUUGGUACCAUUCUUGGAGCCAUCUUCGUACACAAGGUGAAGCCAAGUCCAAGGGUCGUGGCUGCGCUGAACGUCUUCGUCACCGUCGUAUCCAUCGGAGGAAUCGUGGCUCUCAUGCUCAUAAGCUGUGGUUCCAUUCACUACCCGGUUGUUCGUAAUGCCGAAGAACGGCUGACAAUAGAAAAUUCUUGCACAGCUGAUUGCGAUUGCUCCACAAGCAUUCAUCACCCAGUUUGUGAUCCCAACACAGAUACACAGUACUUCUCUGCCUGCUUCGCAGGGUGCCUGCCGGAAGCACCAAACCAAACGGAGUUUCGCGACUGCAGGUGCCUCCAGUCAGAACGUGGAGAAAGCCAAUUCUCCAUUGGACAGGUUAAGAACGGCAAGUGCGAGCAGGACUGCUUCGACGCCAUGAUGGCCUUCGCCGGAGUUGUAUUCUUUAUGCAAGUCGUGCUCUCAACGUCGCACGUAGGCUCCACCCUUCUAUUUCUCAGAGCCAUCGAGCCAAAGGACAAAAGCGUCGCACUUACAAUGAACUCGUUCAUCAUGAACAUGUUUGCCUUCAUACCGUACCCUCUCAUCUACGGGGCAGUCAUCGACGCUUCGUGCCUCGUGUGGGAAGAUCGCUGCGGGGAACGCGGCGCUUGCUGGAUCUACGACCUCCAGAAGCUCCGCUACCUCAUUCACGGAGUCACAACCGUCCUACUCGUCAUCAGUGCCGUGUUCCAGUGCGGCGUGGUAUACUACAGCAAAAUAAUCAAGAACUUCUACGACGAGGGCGAGACAGAUCCCCCGGAAGCGCUCGCGGGUGUUGCAGAUAAUUCAAAAGAAGGUCCAGAAAUCCACGAACUGGACGUUCAACUGCCUGAGCCCGCGAGGCAGCGCAAGACGAGCACCGAGAGUUGGGAGUUUCAAAAUUUCAACAAAAUGGUGAACGUUACUGAUUCUCUCUGAACAUUUGCUAGCGUUGGAUCAUCCUCUUUUUGACUUGCGAGGGGCGAUAAUGAAUGAUGAGCUUAGCGACGAUCAAAAAAUAUUAUCAUAUUGCCACCUACUCCGAUCUUACAAAAAAAAUAGAAAUGAACAUCUUAAUCUUAGGUAUGCGGGUCACUUUCAUCGUCUCUUUGCGAUCCUUAAAUAAAUAGUCAAAAUAUGCAGAUGAAUGGAAAUUUGCAUAUUUGUUUGGGUCAUUUACUCCAACCGAUGAGUAUGGUUCAUACAUAUGCAUAUUUCAACUUAAUCAUUGGCAGGAAGUCAGAAUUACGUGGUAUGCGUUUUUGCUUAGUCCAUCUAUAUGUGCGUAUGCAUGCAUUUUUUUUUUCGUUUUGUCUUAAGUGUUUCCACAUGUACAAAGAAAUAGAUACUGUCUGAGGAAUAUAUGAGUGUACCAAUAAUUUUCACGUAAAAAGUAACCCAAUAAAUGUAUGUUUUCUCGUCUAAUGCUUCUUUUCUUUUUUUUAAAACAUGCCAUGCAGAAGUCCCAAAUAAGCACUAUAACAGCUCCUGCUUAAAAAAAAAAAAGGCUGGAAAUUAAUUGACAUAAUAUCACAAAAUAAAAUAAUGACUGCCUCAUGCCGCAAUCUCUCUGGAGGAGCAUCUUCCAACACCAGUAUCGCGUUUCGUAACGACAGUAAUUUGUUUUACGUUACCGAGAUGAGGACGGAGUGAGGCAUCCUUUUUUUGUUUUCCCCGCGCAUCCUUCGCGCACAAUUUGCUGUCUGAACCUCCAAAGCGGAGGCCGGCCUUGUGGUCUGUCGCGUCGGGCCGGUACCUAAAGUGCGUGGCAAAACAGCCAGUUCUAAUACCCUACGAUGGGGUUCCUGCUCUUCUAUAUAUACGAACUUGUAUAAACGCACAGACUCACCCAUACACUCAAAAACAAACGAAACGAGGCACUAUAAAAAAUGAGGCGAAGUAUAUAGCAGCCGGCAUACAUUUAUUGUUCCUCCUGUUCUUCUCUUCGUGUUUCGCGGUGCAACCAACUCUUCCGGAUAAACCAACGCGUGCCAGCGCAAGGAGCAUGCGUACCUUCAGAUGUUCCGAGGGUGCGCUGCAUCGGGAUUCCUUGAAAACACCAAUCCUUUGUCUUACCUCAAUCAAAAAAGGCGUCCGGUUAUUGUGCCAUUGAGAUCUCGAUGCAGGGUUGUGAGAAGGGUUAUCGAGCAUGACACCGAUAACCCUUCUCAUUGCUAGAACUGAUAGCGCAUCACUUCGGAGUUUACAAAGUGUUUCAAACAUUUCUGAUAAAAAAAAAAUUCCCUUUUGGAAUAGUGUAUUCGACUGCGGGCGAACGACCGGUUACCAGUGUAAACUAAAAAUGAGCAUUUUAGUUACAUAAUAUUUUCCAAUUGUAAUCGAUGGUUGUUUCAAAUAAAAUAACUUCUUGAU